Molecule: messenger RNA, 774 nt
Organism: Plasmodium gonderi
Lineage: Eukaryota; Apicomplexa; Aconoidasida; Haemosporida; Plasmodiidae
Product: ABC transporter
Exons: 6
Coding region: 1-774 (257 amino acids)
Molecular function (GO): ATP hydrolysis activity; ATP binding
Source: RefSeq, a predicted model, not a curated record
AUGAACGAAAUAGUAAUAAAAAACUUAAGUUAUAAUUAUUACAAUCGAAUAAAAAAUACGAGCACACCAGCACUCGAAAAUGUAACUUUGUCAUUUGGCCGAGGUAUGAGAAUUGUAGUUUGCGGGAAAAAUGGUGCAGGAAAAAGUACUCUGUUGAGUAUCAUAGCAGGAAAAAAGCUUGUAAAAGAGGAAGAUAUUUUGGUAUUCAACAAACCCGCAUUUCAUGACACUACACUGUCAAGUAGAAUCGGAUUCGUAGGGGAGUGGUGGAGUGAUGACUACGCAAUGAACAUCACAGUGAAGAAUUUCUUUUCUCAGUAUAGAGAUUCGAAAAGGUACCAGAAAUUGCUGAAAUUAUUCGAUAUCAACGAAGACAAACUUAUAUCCUCUGUCUCAAAGGGUGAAAAGAAAAAGAUUCAAAUUUUGGGAAAUUUAAUUACGAGAAAGGAAGUUUACAUUUUUGACGAAGCAACAGAAUCGUUAGAUUUGAUAUCUCGGAAACUUCUGUUGGAGUUUUUAAAGAGGGAAUGUAUAAAAUACAACUCCAUCAUAAUUUAUUCAACUCACAUUUUUGAUUAUAUGGAAAAAUGGUGUAGCCAUAUUUUAUACCUGUCCAAAGGAACAGUUACUUUUUUUUCAGACAUACACACUAUUACGAGCGCCAACAACUACACUUCUUUAGCCGAUUACAUUUUCGACCAUAUGAUGAAUGAGACGAAGGACAAUGCACAACUUAACAACAUGGAUGGUUUAUUAGUAAAUGAUUCGAAUUAA